AUGUCUGACAUCUCCAAGGAGGAUUUGAAGUACCUUGCGGAAAACGCAGACCGAAUCGUCUCUUACAUACCUCUCGGAUACUUUGCUCGCAUUCAAGCCGAGGCCCUCGCCGCCCGCAAGCUCAAGAAGGAGGAGGAGGAGUACGAAAAGAAGAAGAACGACGAGGAGAAAAACGACGAGGACGAGGAGAACAAAGGCUGGGAGAGCGAGGAGGAUGAGCACGAAGAUUGGGGAGGGUAUCCAAAUGAAGGCACUCCCAUGAUCUUCCACCUCUCUCACUUCAUCUACGAUAAGGACGGAAAUCUCGUGCCCCGUGUGGGACCUAAGACCCUCGCCCUGUAUUACGACGAAGAAACCGGAGAUUACGUAGACGAGGUGGUAGCGAAGGUCGAGCCGCAGGAAGUUGAAGAGCAGGAAGCUAAGCAGCAGAAGGCCAAGGAGCAGACGAAGCAGCCCUACUCCAAGCCUGCUACCCAGCGCAAGCCGAGAACCAACCUCUCCCUCCUCAAGCCGAUCCCCGCCUUCCCAGGAUACAAGAACCCCGACCUUCGAAACGAAGACUGGGGUCUGCCCCUCGACCAGGUCGAUAUCAAGAUCAUGCGAUACAAAGAGAGGGGCGAGUGGCAUCGCUGCCAACACAUGCUCGCCCUGAAGGACCGCAAGAAGGCCUGGAAGAAGGCAUCGCGCCGCCUGAAGGAGGGUCGCGACGUCGUCAUGACGGAGGUCGUCCAGGAACCCGACCAGCUGGAGGUUUGA
Molecule: messenger RNA, 756 nt
Organism: Colletotrichum aenigma
Lineage: Eukaryota; Fungi; Ascomycota; Sordariomycetes; Glomerellales; Glomerellaceae
Exons: 5
Coding region: 1-756 (251 amino acids)
Source: RefSeq, a predicted model, not a curated record